This is a messenger RNA of Helianthus annuus (common sunflower), 672 nucleotides long. RefSeq lists its product as uncharacterized. Lineage: Eukaryota; Viridiplantae; Streptophyta; Magnoliopsida; Asterales; Asteraceae. The record is from RefSeq and is a predicted model, not a curated record. Gene Ontology annotation, cellular component: vesicle; extracellular region. The transcript has a single exon. Gene Ontology annotation, biological process: double fertilization forming a zygote and endosperm; regulation of protein localization to cell surface; regulation of double fertilization forming a zygote and endosperm. The coding region runs from base 101 to 454 and encodes 117 amino acids.
ACGUACGAUUUUAUUUCUUAUAUUUUGCUUGGCAUCUCUAGUUUCACUAGGGCUAGCCCGAAAAUCGCCAUCUAUAUCUCCUAGACCAUCAAAGGGGAUUAUGGAGUGUUGGGCGGCAUCUUAUGAUCUAGCAAAGUGCUCGGGGGAACUUCUAAGGGUGUCGCAAGGCGGAGUACUUGAUUUAAGUAUCUGGCCCGAUUGUUGCAAAGCGGCUGAGAGCAUAAGUUCUGGAUGUUGGCCGAAAAUGUUUCCUAUGAAUCCCCUUUUCCCUCAAAUCCUUCGAAUGUAUUGUCCUCGUUUGUCGCUUCCACCUCCUCCACCUCCACCGAUGACACCAGACGCUCAGGGACCAUCCAUGGUGUUUGCUCCCACGGAUGCACCAACACCAAAUGCCGAUGCACCAACACCAGAUGCUGAUGCACCGACCAUGGAUGCAGAUGUUGUCAAGAUGUGAUUGCUCUAACACCGGUGGUGCAAAGCGGCUGAGACCAAGUGAUGAGGCGUAGUUGAACAACUAAUUAUUUUGUCUUGCUUACGCGUUUAGUUUAUAAAAAUGGAUACUUUAUUGAGAUUCUCUUGCUACAUUUCCAUUUUGAUUUUCACCUUUCUCUAUAUGUUUCAAUUGGAUCUUUGACCUUAAUGUUGCAAUUCUAUUUGUUAAAUUAAAUUUAA